This is a messenger RNA of Oenanthe melanoleuca, 1145 nucleotides long. RefSeq names its product S100 calcium binding protein A10 (gene S100A10). Gene Ontology annotation, cellular component: cytoplasm. The coding region runs from base 171 to 464 and encodes 97 amino acids. The record is from RefSeq and is a predicted model, not a curated record. NCBI's taxonomy places the organism in Eukaryota, Metazoa, Chordata, Aves, Passeriformes, Muscicapidae. The transcript has 3 exons.
GGCGGUCCCGGUGAGUCACGGUGACCGCCCCGUGUCCCCCCUCCCGCGCCCCCCGGCCCGGCCCGCCCCCGCCGUGCCUAUCCCGGGCCGGGCCGCGCCCCGCCAGUGCCCGCACCGCCACCGGCAGCACCGGCAGCACCGGCACCGAGAGCUGCCCCGCACGAGGCAGGAUGCCGUCGCAGCUGGAGCACGCCAUGGAGACGCUCAUGUUCACCUUCCACAAGUACGCGGGGGACAAGGAGCACCUGGCCAAGGAGGAUCUCAGGGCGCUCAUGGACAAGGAGUUCCCGGGGUUCCUGGAGAACCAGCGGGACCCCAACGCCCUGGAGCGGAUCCUGCGUGACGUGGAGCAGAGCCGCGACGGCCGCGUCGGCUUCCAGGGCUUCUUCUCGCUGGUGGCCGGGCUGACCAUCGCCUGCAACGACUACUUCGUGCAGCACAUGAAGCAGCGCGGCCGCCGCUGAGGGGGCAGCACCCCGGGGUGCUCCCCACCCACCCCAGGGCGCCCCCAGCCCGCCCGGGGCUGUCACCCCAAACCCGCCCUGGAUCCUGUCCCAGCCCCACAUCCGUGCCUUGAUCCCUGCUUUGGGUUGUGACCCCCUUCCCGAGGUCCUGAACCCCUCCAGAGGGGCUGAGACCACCCCCCAUGCAUGGGUGUCCCCCACCCACCCAAGGGUACCCCCAACCCACCCAGGGGUGUCACCCCAAACCCCUCUCGGAUCCUGUCCCAACCCCAAAUCUGUGCCUUGAUCCCUCCUUUGGGGUUCUGAAUCCCCCCAGGGGUUCUGAACUCCUCCAGGAGAGGGAACCCCCACCCAAGGGUGUCCCCAAAUCACCCAGGGGUGUCACCCCAAACCCACCCUGGAUCCUGUCCCAACCCCAAAUCCUGUGCCUUGAUCCCUCCUUUGGGGUUCUGACCCACCCACCAGGGGAGCUGAGACCCCCCCCAAGGGUUCUGACCCUCCCCCACCCACCCAUGGGUGCCCCCCACUCAUCCAGGGGUGCCCCCCCAAACCCCCCUCAGACCCUGUCCCAAAACAGCCCCGGGGGUCUCGAGCCCCCCCCAGGGGUUCUGACCCCCCCCCACCGGGGGUGUCACCCCAAACCCCUCUGAUGUCCCCCCAGUAAAUGUGUUUUGUAUUAAA